Phoenix dactylifera (date palm) is the source of this 771-nucleotide messenger RNA. NCBI's taxonomy places the organism in Eukaryota, Viridiplantae, Streptophyta, Magnoliopsida, Arecales, Arecaceae. The record is from RefSeq and is a predicted model, not a curated record.
AUGACUCAGCUCCUUCAGAUGCAGCAGGAGAUGCAACAACAGAUGCAGCAGCAGGUGCAGCAGCAGAUGCAGAUGCAGCAGCAGGUGCAGACCACUGCCCGACCUGCACAGUCCAUUGAGUCCUACUAUGAGCGAUUCCGUAGGCUCAACCCACCUAUGUUUGAUGGUGGAGCUGACCCUCUGGUUGCUGACACCUGGAUUCGGGAGGUAGAGAAGAUGUUCAAAGCCUUGCAAUAUCCCGAAGAAGUGAAGGUUAGAUUGGCUAUCCCUAAGCUGAAAGGGAAUGCAGAGUUCUGGUGGACGGCCAUUGAAGCUACACUCAAGGAUGAGGACGAGCUACCGAUAUGGGUGGAAUUCAAGAAGAUGUUUUAUGACCAGUAUUUUCCUAAGUUAGUCAGAAUAUCUAAAGAAAACGAAUUUUUAUCUCCGAGGCAGACAGAUGAUAUGACUGUGCUAGAAUAUGCCAACAAAUUUACUGAGCUGGGUCGGUUCUGCCCUCAGAUGAUAGAGAUUGAGAGAAGCAAGGCUAAUAGAUUUGAGCAGGGCUUGAGGGACGAAAUUCGAUCCCGAUUGCCAGUUCUGAUUUUUACCAGCUACGGAGAGGCCCUGGAGAGAGCACUGAAGGUAGAAAUAGAUCUGAAGAAAUCAGGGAAGGAAAGAGGUGAGCAGAAAAGGCCCGAGACGUCAAGGAAUCUGAUGAACUGGCCAAGAAACUUUGAAGGCCCUCCUAACAAGAAGAAGAAAUUUAAGGCUUGUUAUUACUGUGACUAA